Messenger RNA from Rosa chinensis, 2097 nucleotides. RefSeq names its product (E,E)-alpha-farnesene synthase. The transcript has 7 exons. Gene Ontology annotation, molecular function: terpene synthase activity; magnesium ion binding. Gene Ontology annotation, biological process: diterpenoid biosynthetic process. The coding region runs from base 84 to 1826 and encodes 580 amino acids. The record is from RefSeq and is a predicted model, not a curated record. NCBI's taxonomy places the organism in Eukaryota, Viridiplantae, Streptophyta, Magnoliopsida, Rosales, Rosaceae.
GCUAGCUCUUGUCGAUCACAUAGUUCUUCGGUACAUUUUAAACCAUCUUAGUUUCCAUUUUCAAAAUUUCCUCAACUAUAUCUAUGGAUUGUGGUAUGCACUUGCAUAACCAUCAAGCUGAUGAGCAACAUAUAUUGCAAUGGCAGACGAAAUCCGAACCCCCUUCCUCAGUACAUGAUCAAAGACGAUCUGCCAAUUACAAGCCGAAUAUUUGGAAGUAUGAUUUCGUUGAAUCACUUAACAGCAAAUUUGAUGGAGAAUGUUACCGAAUUCAGAUUCAGAAGCUAAUAGAAGAUGUUAAGGAUUUGUUUGGUGAAUGUAAGGAAUUGGGUUUACUAGAUAAGUUGGAGCUGAUUGACAGCAUCCAAAAACUAGGCCUAAACAGCUACUUUGAGAAGGAAAUCAAGGAAACCCUAGACACCAUAGCAUCUGUCGAACUGAAAAACAACAGCAAUCCCUUCAUUAGUUCAGAGGGUGAUCUCUACGCUACGGCACUACUCUUUAAGAUUCUGAGGCAGCAUGAUUAUAAAGUUUCACAAGAUGUAUUUGGUGUUUUCAUAGACGAAAUUGGUACAUUAAAGAAGAGCACAUUUGGGGAUGUGAAAGGAAUGCUCGAACUUUUGGAGGCCUCAAACUUAGCUUUAGAAGGUGAAAACAUCCUAGAUGAGGCUAAAGCUUUCUUAAUGGUCUCUCUCAGAGAUACCAAUACCAUGUGUGAUGAUAUAAACCGUUGCAUUUCCAAGCAUGUGGCCUAUGCCUUGAAGCUUUCAUCACAAAGGAGAGUCCAGUGGUUUAAUGUGAAAUGGCACAUCAAAGCCUACGGGGAAGACAAUACGAAGCAAGCCAACAUGACCACUUUACUUGAACUGGCUAAACUUAACUUCAACAUGGUUCAAGCCACACUCCAAAAAGAGCUAAGGGAAGCAUCCAAGUGGUGGAACAAUCUGGGUCUCACAAAGAACUUGGACUUUGCAAGAGAUAGAAUGGUCGAAUGUUUCAUGUGUGCUGUGGGAUUAGCUUUCGAGCCUCAGUACAAGUCUUUUAGAAAAUCGCUGACUAAAGUUAUCAAUUUGAUACUUAUCAUAGAUGACGUUUAUGAUGUUUAUGGCUCGUUGGAAGAGCUAAAUCACUUCACCAAAGCUAUUGAAAGGUGGGAUGUUAGGGAAACUGAGCAGCUUCCGGAGUGUAUGAAGAUCUGUUUCCAAGUACUUUACAACAUGACUUGUGAAAUUGCUUACGAAAUCGAGGAGGAGAAGGGUCGGAACCAAGUAUUACCUCAUCUGCGCAAAGUGUGGACAGAUUUUUGUAAAGCAUUAUUGGUGGAGGCAGAGUGGUACAAUAAGGCCGACACACCGUCCUUUGAAGAGUACCUUAGCAAUGGUUGGAUUUCAUCAUCUGCUUCGCUGAUUUUCACUCAUGCAUUCUUCUCCACAGCACAUGGGGAGAGAAUGGAUGAAUUUCUGCACAAGAAUGAAGAUCUCGUGUGCAAUAUCUCUCUGAUACUUCGACUCUUAAAUGAUCUGGGAACUUCUGCGGCUGAGCAAGAGAGAGGCGAUGCUGCUUCAUCAAUCCUAUGCUACAUGAGAGAAGUGAAUGCUUCAGAAGAAAUAGCUCGAAAGCACAUCAAAGGCAUGAUAGACAAUGCAUGGAUGAAAAUAAAUGAAAAAUGCUUCACUCAAGUUCCAGAAAUUUCUUCAUUCAUCAACAUUACCACAAAUAUAGCUCGAGUUGGUCACAGCCUUUAUCAAGAUGGAGAUGGAUUUGGUGAUCAAGAGCAAGGGACUCGGGGACAGAUCCAAUCUUUACUAGUUGAACCGCUUUCUUAAUGGAGUUAAACUAGCUAGUAGUAAUGAUCCUAAUAGUUUCUUACUGUCGUACUCGUAUUAGCUAGAAAGUUGUAGGUAAUGUCAGUGUCUGUCGAAAGUAUAGAGGUCAUAAACAAUUAUCUAAACUAAAGCACUAGCGAACAAACAGUACCAUCCAUAUUGGUUUACUGUUCUACCCCUCUUUAUUGUUGUAUUACACACCAUUCAAACGGUGUGUUGGCAAUUUCUAGUGUAAUAAAUAUAUCGAUUGAUAUUACUAUUUAUGAUUUGA